UCUAAAUUCUAGAAAUAGAUUUAGGUUUAAUAUUCACUUAGAGUAUCGAAUCUUAAUGCUAUUGUAUUGAUUGACGAUCCGAGACAUCGGAGGUUAAUAGAUGCAAUAGAUAUCUCGGCGUUAUCUGAACACAGAAACGUUCGACGAGCUAUACGUGAUAAUAUUGAUAGAUGACUAAAACCUGUGUAACUGAUUAGGGGAAUAUGCAUGAAUGAGUAAUUGAAAUCUAAUCCCAACAAUUUAAUCUCUCUGUCAAAUUAAUCAUCUUUACUACUUUCAUGUAUUCGCAACUUUCGUAAUCAACCAAUCUUUGAAAUCCUUUACUUGAAAUUAUAUUAAUCGUUGAACGGCAUCGAUAUCGCAUCAGUCCCUGUGGAGACGAUAAAAACAUACUUACUUUUGUAUUUUAACAAAAUGGCGCCGUUGCCGGGGACUGGCGUUUAGAUAUUGGAGCAUUUCAACAAUUUGUAUUCUUUUAAGUAUUUGUAUAUAUUUGUUUAUAUUGUAUAGUUUUUCUUGCACUAAUCCUUCUUUGUUAGACAAAGAAAGUUGUUUUUCUUGUUUGUUGAAUCCUUUUUCAGAUUCCCCAUUAAAAGUUAAACCAUGACUGAUCGUGGUUAUUAUAACUUCUAUACUCCGGGUGAGUAUGAAUCAUAUCAACAGUUUCCUCCUUAUAGUUAUGGGCAAACUUCAGAGGCUAGAUUGGAGGAGACCAUGAUUAAAUUCAUGGAAAUGCAGCAGCAACAAAACCAACAGUGGCAACAAAUGAAUGAACAAAUGCAACAGAUGCAAGACCAACACCGACAAUAUAUGAAAAACAGUCUUGCACGGGCCAAAAAUUUGGAAAAUCAGCUUGUUCAGUUGGCUAAACUGUUAGCCAAUAACAAUAAUCAAGGAGGAACAUUUCAAACCAACACACAAACCACUCCUGACGAGAAAGAUAAUAUUCUAAAUGAGGAAAGAAUGUUCGAAGGAUGUGGUGUAAAGAAAAUAGUGAAAGAAAUAGAUACACCGCAUGAAGUUGAACUUCCUCAAGAAUUGCCAUGUACGGAGGAAGCUAACACUGUUGAUAAGGAACAAGUGAUGAUGGUUGCGGAGGAAAAUGAAGGAUUAUUUAGCAAGGAAGAAUCAUGUGAACAAAAGAAGGAGAUGGAAAACAAGGCGAAGGUUGAUAGAGUCAUAGAUGAAAUUUGUGCCUUGUUUAAUAAAAAAGAAUUAGGGAGGAUAUGGACUCCGCAACAUUUAUAUCUAAAAUUCAUGGAGUUCCUCCCUAACCGAAGGAAAAAGACGGAUGAUGUGCUUUCCGUCUCAUUUUGGCCACCCUAACCAAAAAGGCGUCAAGCUAGUGACGUUAAAGAAGCGCUUGUUGGGAGGCAACCCAAUUUUCUAUCCUUACUAUUUAAUUCUGCAAUUUAUCAUUUUAGAAUAUUUAGGCAUGUUUUGAAAGGUUGCUAAUGAGUCAAAACUGAACCAUUUUAUCAAAUGAAAACAUUCUGCAAUUUCUGCCUGUUUUUCUGUGGAAUUCGCUGAGCGAAUCUUUUCUCGCUAAGCGAAUUGUUCAAGAUCAUUUUUUUUUUUGUUACGAUAAAACACUCUCAUGCUUUGUUCAUUAAAAUUCCCAACCUCUCAUCCCACAAAUCUCUCUCUCUCUAUGCGUUUUCAACCUCUGAACCCACACAACUCAAAGAAAUUCUUCACUUUUCCAUCAUUCAAAUCACUAUAGCACACAAAUUAAUCACUUAAUUUCUUUGGCACUCAAGUUUCAAAAUUGAAAAGGGUCAAUUUUUCCACAUUCAUUUUUGAAUCAAGAAGAGGUACGAAAUUUCUGUCUCAAUCUUCCUUUAAUUUUGAGUUUACAGGAUCUCCUUUUCUGUUUCUAAUGUUCAAUUUUGCAAAUUUCUUUGUUGAGUAGAAAAGGAAUGAAAUUUAGGGUAUUGGAUGUGAAUUAGGGAUUUAUGAGACAAUCACUAGAUUCAAAUAACCAUAACAGUGAGUUGGUACUUAUGAGUAAUUAGGGGUUGUAGAAUAGUGUUGAGUUAAUCUCUCUUUGAAUUAGAACUUCAUGGAUUUAAUGUUGAUUGAAUUCGAAUCAAUUAUGUGGAACAUAAUGAUUUUGUUGAUAAAUUUGAUUUUACUUGGUUCUGGACCUUCUUGUGCAUUUUACUGUGAUUUGAUACUUGACUAUCAUGUUGGUGGCUAUGAGCAUGUUUCUAUUGUUGGGAUUGAAAAAGUCUUAAAUCUUUGUGCAUUCAUAAGAAUACUCUCAUGCUUAAGAUGUUGAAUUGUUUUUAGUUCCAGUUCUGUUCAGUUACAAUUGUUUCAGAUAUGACACUUAGAGAAAAACUCAAGAAGCUGCACAAAUGGCAUGGCCUAUGGAAAGGCCAUUUUACUCAGAGGAGGUGAGAAGCUGCUGUUGGUACUAAGGAAGUGAAGAAGAUCCAGACAACUGACAAGAGAAAGAUAGACCGAGAAAGCUCUCCAAAACUCUGUGAAGUUUAUUUUAAAUAGCUUUCGGUUAAAUUUAUGCUUUAUCUUAAUUUAUAUUUCUCUUGUGGUCUGAACAACAUGUUGAUGGUUGAUUGAAAAAAUGGUUCAAAAUUUUGAUUUUUGAAUAUCAUGUGCAUAUGAAUUGAAAUGUCUAGGUUUGUGAUUAAUCAAAUUCAAAUGCAUGAUUAGAAUAAUUUUUCAAUUGCUUUAGUUGAGGUCAAAUAUUUGUGAUUAUCUUUGAAUGUUAGGAUGAAUUUGAACCAAGUAGCUUUAUUCAAUUUGAUUUCAUUUUGUUAAAAUACAAAAGUAAGUAUGUUUUUAUCGUCUCCACAGGGACUGAUGCGAUAUCGAUGCCGUUCAACGAUUAAUAUAAUUUCAAGUAAAGGAUUUCAAAGAUUGGUUGAUUACGAAAGUUGCGAAUACAUGAAAGUAGUAAAGAUGAUUAAUUUGACAGAGAGAUUAAAUUGUUGGGAUUAGAUUUCAAUUACUCAUUCAUGCAUAUUCCCCUAAUCAGUUACACAGGUUUUAGUCAUCUAUCAAUAUUAUCACGUAUAGCUCGUCGAACGUUUCUGUGUUCAGAUAACGCCGAGAUAUCUAUUGCAUCUAUUAACCUCCGAUGUCUCGGAUCGUCAAUCAAUACAAUAGCAUUAAGAUUCGAUACUCUAAGUGAAUAUUAAACCUAAAUCUAUUUCUAGAAUUUAGAGUUCAAUAGAUAUUAUCCUAGUUCUUAGAUUCAAAAGGUAUAUGUCUAUAACAAUUCAAAUCAAAGAUUAAAACAAUAAAAACAAAGAUAACAUCAAUAUUGAGAGACAACUAAAACCAUAUAUAAAACCAUGAUCAAUAGAAAUACAUACUAAUAGAGUAAUUUACACCUAAUCCCAACAAAAGUGUCUUUAGCUACUCAUUACCAUGGUAGCUUUACACAAGUGAGAAGAAAAGAAAUGAAAUAACAACACCGGUGUCGAUUUCUCGAACGGUUGGCGUGCAUCCCACCUUUGCCUUGCUCUUGUUUCUUCCGUGCUUCAGUCCUCCCUGUUUCUUUAGUUUGGGCGUGU
Trifolium pratense (red clover) is the source of this 3542-nucleotide messenger RNA. RefSeq names its product transcription factor SPT20 homolog. The transcript is spliced from 2 exons. The coding region runs from base 604 to 1326 and encodes 240 amino acids. NCBI's taxonomy places the organism in Eukaryota, Viridiplantae, Streptophyta, Magnoliopsida, Fabales, Fabaceae. The record is from RefSeq and is a predicted model, not a curated record.